CAGGAUUUUCAGUCCUCCUUGGAGGGGAUCUCGGAAAGAUAUGGGACCGCCACCAUUGCCCAGAGCACUCUUCUUUUUCUUCCUCUUGCAAAGGGUAGCUGAGGCCCAGCAGAAUACUCAGCCUCACUCAAUUAAGAUAGAUGGGGACAUCACAUUAGGAGGUCUGUUUCCAGUUCAUGCAAAGGGACCUGCCGGAGUCCCAUGUGGAGAAAUAAAGAAGGAAGCCGGAAUUCAUCGAAUGGAAGCUAUGUUAUAUGCACUGGAUCAAAUUAAUGGGGAUCCCGAACUCCUUCCGAAUUUGACGCUUGGCGCGCGUAUCUUAGAUACGUGCUCUCGGGACACCUACGCUCUGGAGCAGUCACUAACAUUUGUUCAAGCUCUGAUUCAGAAAGACACCUCCGACAUUCGAUGCUCCAAUGGAGAACCUGCCAUACUCAGCCGUCCGGAGAGGGUUGUCGGAGUUAUCGGAGCCUCUGCCAGUUCAGUCUCCAUCAUGGUGGCCAACGUGCUGAGACUGUUUGCUAUUCCACAAAUAAGUUAUGCUUCCACCGCCCCCGAGCUCAGUGACAAUAACCGAUAUGACUUCUUCUCUCGUGUGGUGCCGCCUGACUCCUACCAAGCACAAGCCAUGGUGGACAUCGUUAAGGCCCUUGGAUGGAACUAUGUGUCCACAUUGGCAUCUGAGGGCAAUUAUGGAGAAAGUGGAGUGGAAGCCUUUGUACAGAUCUCUCGUGAAGCUGGGGGGGUUUGUAUUGCUCAGUCUAUCAAAAUUCCACGGGAGCCUCGUCCUGGAGAGUUUGAUAAAGUCAUACGACGGCUGCUGGAGACACCUAACGCCCGUGGCAUUAUUAUCUUUGCCAAUGAAGAUGACAUCAAGCGUGUCUUAGAGGCAGCCCAACGAGCAAAUCAGACAGGACAUUUUUUGUGGGUGGGAUCCGACAGCUGGGGAUCCAAGACAUCUCCUAUUUUGGAUCAGGAAGAAGUAGCAGAAGGUGCUGUGACUAUUCUGCCAAAAAGAGCAUCUAUUGAUGGAUUUGAUCAGUAUUUUAUCAGCCGGACACUGGAGAACAAUCGGCGUAAUAUAUGGUUUGCGGAAUUUUGGGAAGAUGAUUUUAAAUGCAAAUUGACCCGAUCUGCUCAACAGGAAGAGGCCAGGCGAAAGUGCACUGGAGAGGAGAGGAUUAGCAGAGACUCCAUUUAUGAACAAGAGGGAAAAGUCCAGUUUGUCAUUGAUGCAGUGUAUGCCAUGGCGUAUGCCUUACACAAUAUGCACAUCGACCUUUGUGCUGGAAGCAUUGGCGUCUGUGACAGGAUGGAUCCUAUGGAUGGACGGCUGCUCUUACAGUACAUACGCAGAGUUAAUUUUAAUGGAAGUGCUGGAACACCGGUGAUGUUCAAUGAAAACGGGGAUGCACCAGGGCGGUAUGACAUUUUCCAGUAUCAGAUGACAAAUGCUUCUGCUCCAUCCUACAGAGCGAUUGGACAGUGGACAGAGUAUUUACGCCUCAAUAUUGAAGAGAUGCAGUGGUAUGGUGGCCAGUCAGACAUUCCAUCAUCUGUCUGUAGCCUUCCUUGCCAACCAGGAGAGCGGAAAAAGAUGGUGAAGGGCGUGCCAUGUUGCUGGCAUUGUGAGCUAUGUGAUGGGUACCAAUUCCAGCUGGAUGACUUCAACUGCCAAGCUUGUCCCUAUGACAUGAGGCCAAAUGUUAACCGAACUGCCUGCCGCCCAACACCAAUUGUCAAACUGGAGUGGCAUUCUGCUUGGGCAGUUCUGCCUCUUUUUUUGUCUAUUUUGGGCAUACUCAGUACCCUCUUCGUGGUGGGGACCCUGAUACGUUUUAAUGACACGCCAAUCGUGAGAGCAUCUGGACGAGAAUUAAGUUAUGUUUUGCUAACAGGAAUCUUUUUAAUGUAUGCAAUUACCUUCCUGAUGAUGGCAGAGCCUGGUGUCGCCGUUUGUGCCCUUCGGCGGCUCUUCCUGGGUCUAGGCAUGUGCAUUUCAUAUGCCGCUCUUCUGACCAAGACCAACAGGAUCUACCGCAUCUUUGAACAAGGAAAACGCUCAGUGACUCCUCCUCGUUUUAUUAGUCCUGCAUCCCAGUUGGUCAUCACUUUCAGCCUAAUUUCUGUGCAGCUGGUGGGAACAGCAGUGUGGUUGGGAGUUUUGCCACCACACAGUGUAAUUGACUAUGAAGAGCAGAGGACACCCAACCCUGAGCAAGCCAGGGGGGUAUUGAAAUGUGACAUGUCUGAUCUGUCCCUUGUUAGCUGUCUAAUGUACUCAAUCCUGCUGAUGGUCACCUGUACUGUAUAUGCAGUGAAGGCCCGUGGGGUGCCUGAAAACUUUAAUGAGGCAAAACCUAUUGGUUUUACUAUGUAUACAACUUGUAUUGUGUGGUUGGCAUUUGUCCCCAUCUUUUUUGGCACUGCACAGUCUGAUGAGAAGAUCUACAUCCAGACUACCACGUUAACAGUGUCGAUGAGUUUGAGUGCAUCCGUCUCACUGGGAAUGCUUUAUGUGCCGAAGGUUUAUAUCAUCCUCUUCCACCCUGAGCAGAAUGUACAGAAACGCAAGCGAAGCUUCAAAGCUGUGGCAACAGCAGCAACUAUGUCUACCCGUCUGUCUCAGAAAAACCAGAAUGGAGAGAGCAAACCUCCCGAAAAAAGCCUACCUGAGAGUAAAGGUUAAAGGUAUAUGUGAUGGGUCACUGCACCUCCUCCCCCUCUGAUGAUGAUGUGCUAAUGAAACCGAUAGCACAGGAUUUACCGGGACUACACUACAGGACUUGAACGUCAGCUCAUCCAGGUACAUAAAAGCAGACGGGGAUCCCACAGGAGAGCUCGUCAAUGUGGCAGAACGCAAAUGAACCUCGAAAAUACUCUGCGCAGUAUUACUUAACACCGCUCGUUUUGACAAGAGUUUUGCACAGCAAUUAAGCCCUUCUCCUGUUAAAUCUAUGCACGGCAGCACUUAAUAUUUUUCCCAACCAAGCCGCCCCCCCCCCUUCCCUUUUAUACCCUUUACCUGUCAAAAUCCUUAAUAGUGUCCCUUAACCAUUUCCCUGCCACAAUCCUUAUUCAUCCUGCCACAAUCCAAAUUACAUAAUACUAAUUGUGCUGGAAUGCCUUCACAGAAUCAUUUACACACUUUCUUGUUUCCUUUCAAGUUAAAAAUUUUAUUCAGCCGUUUUUUGGGCUUAUUUCUUUUUCUUUAAAAAAAAAUGAUUCAGGUUCCAUAGGUUUUGUAAUAAGCUUUUAUAGAAAUCCCUUAGCAGAAUAAGAUCUCAGGCCUUUCAUUUACUGGUAAUGUUCUUAUUUUAAGAGAGGAUCUUUCAUGUAGUUUUUACCUUUACCAGCUGAUGCUGCUACCCUGCCUGUUUUUUUAAAAUAUCGCUCGUAUGCCCCGCUGUGCCCCCCUGUA
This is a messenger RNA of Bufo gargarizans (Asiatic toad), 3421 nucleotides long. RefSeq names its product metabotropic glutamate receptor 6-like. NCBI's taxonomy places the organism in Eukaryota, Metazoa, Chordata, Amphibia, Anura, Bufonidae. Gene Ontology annotation, cellular component: membrane. The record is from RefSeq and is a predicted model, not a curated record. The coding region runs from base 41 to 2689 and encodes 882 amino acids. Gene Ontology annotation, molecular function: adenylate cyclase inhibiting G protein-coupled glutamate receptor activity. The transcript has 10 exons. Gene Ontology annotation, biological process: regulation of synaptic transmission, glutamatergic; G protein-coupled glutamate receptor signaling pathway.